GGUACGGAGAAGUCACUUUAACAUGGAAACCUCUGCCUCAUUGAAUUCAGGGUUUAAUGUACUUGAAGCUCUGCGGUUCCUUUUACAGCUUUUUUAUUUAUACAUGAUUUUUUGUAUACUGCAUUGAAAAUGUCCUUGACUUCCCCCAAGUUCUUUCCUGCUCCCGCUGUACAGUGGAUCCGUGGCAAACAGGAGGGUUUGGAAGCAGCUGUCUCGGAGGUGCGUGUUCACCAGGUGUCGCGUGGGAGACGGCAACCUUGGAGCGAUGCUGUCCCUCUGCUUCCCGCUCCCAUCAGCUUUCCCCACCAUUUCUCUUUGUGUAGCAAAAACAUUUGCACUUACGAUACACUCCUACACGUUGGAUGUGUUCCCAGUGUUGUUCUGAGGGAAAAAGGAGGAAAAAACAAGGCAAAACAGGAAGAAAAGCAAAGCUGUUCCCUGUGGUACUGUGUGAGCAGCUUAGGUCUGUGUUCCCCUGGGAGGGGUCUCGCCGCUCCAGAGCAGGAGGUAGGGAGCUGGAACUGUGCUUUGCGCAGGGGAUUUGUGAUUAAUGUGAAUAAAAAAGGGAAAACGUGUAAGAAUUUGCCAAAGCCAUUCACCACUCCCUGUGCCCCAGGGCUGUUCCCUCCCUGUGGCAGCUGCAGGGGCAGGCGGCUGUGGGGGGUCCCUGGAGCCCCCCACCUUGCAGUUCUCUCUUGCUUUUGGGUCAUCACCAGGCUGGACGAGCCCCUCCGCUCCCUGUCCCAGGUGGAUCUGUGUCUCAUUUCUGGUGUCACUGUCCCAGUCCCAGCCCCCGGGCUGAUCCUGUCCCGUUCGGGUGGGGCUCUGGGGUUUGUGUUCGGGGUGCUGCGAGGACCCCGAGCCGUUCGUCUCCACGCGAGUGAUGUUGCACAACACGGAUCCCCACGGAUCAGUCUCCAUCCCCACGUGCUCUGUAAGAUGGACCUUUGUAGAGUCGUUAUUUCUGUAGACUUUGUUUAUCUGUAACAAACUUUGUAGAUUCUGUGAAAUGUUAUUUUAAGGAAAUCACUCGAGUCUUUAAUAGCAAAGCAUCGAUAUUCACCGAAGUCGAUACCGAGGAGUUUUUGGACGCAGAUGCAGCCCUGACACUGCCGAGGAGUGUCUGAUUCCACGGGGCAUUACUGGAUCAUGACUUGAUGUUGCCGCAUAGACUUUGAGAUAUCCGAUAUUUUGGGGGGUUUGUGUUGGCCUCUGUCCUCUUGCAUAGUGUGAAGCCUGUAAAGCUGGUUCCCUGUACAUAGAUAGCUCCUGUCCUCUAGGUAGAGCGUAUCGAGACUUGCCUGUAAUAUUUUAGCUUCUUACUGACUGUGUGUGAUGGUAGAACAUGUAAUUUUUGUACAUUCUAUUUACUGAGAUGUUGCCUUUUUUUAAUUUUAUUUUACAAAUACUCUGGAAUUCAGAUGUCGUUUUUUUGGGUUUUGAGUUUUGUUGGUUUUUUUUUUUUGUUCUUUUGUUUUUUUUUUUUUUUUUUUUCCCUUUUGCUUUUCCGUGAGGAUUCCUUUGGAAAGGUUUUUAAUGACAUUCCACUGAUCUGAAAUUUUUGCUUGAGGUUGACUUCAAUAAAUGGUUGUGAAUGUUGCACUGCUGAGAUGAGUCAGUUCCGUGUGGGGCGGGGCGGGGGGACAGCGGUGCUCGGGUGUCUCUGCGGGCGGUGGCCAUGCGGCGAGCGGAGCUGGCGGCCGAGGCGGCUCUGCGGGUGCUGCUCCUCGGCACCUUCGGGCUCAUGGAGUUCCUGCCGCCCUUCCGACGCGUGCUGCAGCCCGAGGAGAUGUGGCUCUACAAAAACCCCUACGUCGAAGCGGACCGUGUUCCCACCGUCCUCAUGUUUUUCAUCACGUUUCUGUCUCCCUUGUUGCUCAUCAUCCUGGCAAGGCUGUUCAUGGGUGCCGACCGCGAGGACUCGAGGGAAGCCUGCCUUGCUGCCAGCCUUGCUCUUGCCCUGAACGGGGUUUUUACAAAUGCCCUGAAGCUCAUUGUGGGGAGACCACGGCCUGACUUCUUCUACCGCUGCUUCCCUGACGGUCGAGCCAACGCCGAGCUGCUGUGUGCGGGGGACAGCCGCAGGGUGACAGAGGGGCGCAAGAGCUUCCCCAGUGGACACGCGUCCUUUGCCUUUGCUGGCCUUGCCUUCUCUGCCUUCUACCUGGCGGGGAAGCUGCACAGCUUCGUUCCGGGGCGGGGGGGCCGGGCCCUGCGCUUCUGUGCCUUCCUCCUCCCCCUCUUCCUGGCCACCCUCAUCGCCGUGUCCCGCACCUGCGACUACAAGCACCACUGGGAAGAUGUGUUGGUUGGCUCAGUGAUGGGCUUGGUGCUCGCAUACCUGUGCUACAGGCAGUACUACCCUCCCCUGACCGACGCCACGUGCCACAAACCAUCUCUGGCCAAGCCCAAAAUGCUGCCAGCACAGGAGGAGAAGCCUCCAACUCCCAGCUUCCACAUGAACGUCUAGUGAUGGGCUCUGUCCUGCCUGCUCCCUGGACGCCAGGGCAGGGCAAGGCUUGGGGCAGGCUCUGAUGAGGAUGAAGCCCUGGGCAGGUGUUCCCUGCCGAGCCGGUGAGUUUCCUGCCCUGGCCCUCGUGUUUCAUUUCACUGAGUUUUGUAGGCCACCCCCUCUUGAGGUUCACUGUGGAGCGAGGGAGGCACUCAGGGUGGCAACCUGCAGGGCUCUGAAGGUCCUGAACAGGAACUGGGAAGACGUGACAUCCCAGUGUGCCCAGUCUGGUGGGAGUUCUUGUGUGCAGUCCAGGAAGCACCACUGGACACCUCCCUGCAAUCCAGCCACGAUGUCCCAGCCCUUCUCCUGGGAAAUCAAAUGCAGGACCUGAGUUUUUCUAAUUUCCCAAAUAAAGGAGUUUCGUUUUUGUAAUGA
This is a messenger RNA of Cyanistes caeruleus (blue tit), 2890 nucleotides long. It is a transcript of the gene PLPP5, whose product is annotated as phospholipid phosphatase 5. The record is from RefSeq and is a predicted model, not a curated record. Gene Ontology annotation, cellular component: membrane. Gene Ontology annotation, biological process: phospholipid dephosphorylation; phospholipid metabolic process. Gene Ontology annotation, molecular function: phosphatidate phosphatase activity. NCBI's taxonomy places the organism in Eukaryota, Metazoa, Chordata, Aves, Passeriformes, Paridae.